GGCAGGCCGUUCAUCGGCUGCGUUGGCUGCUGUCGUUUAACAGUAUUCGCAUUAUUGUUUUGUUCGUUAUUCGUGAUGGCGUCGGAUCCGUCAUUCUCGGCGCUGGGCUGCGACGACGGCUCGGAGGGCGGCUGGGCGAACGUCCGCGAGCUCUUCAAGGACUUUGGCAAGAGCUCGAGCGAGAUGGAUGCGACGCGCGAGGCCCCGCCGCAGCUGGCAGAGUGGGCGCAGAUGACUGGCUCGGCGGGACUGAUCGGGUUCUUUGCUGGUGGAAACCGAGGCAUGAUACAAGCGCGCGAAGCUCACAUUGCGAACAACGCCAACACACUCUACCAUGGUCAGUUCCAUGCUCAGAGAGAGCUCAAUUAUAGCACGUUUAUGGGAUACUCGAGCUCUGGAAUGCGCAUGGCUGGACGGCUGGCAUUGGUCACUGGAGUGAUGGUCGGAACGAGUAUUCUCAUUGAUCGCUACUUUGCACGCACUCACGACAUUCGGAGUGCUGUGGCUGCUGGCACGCUUACGGGAGCUGUGUUUUCGCUGACUCGCGGUCCUGCUGGAUUUGCACGAGGCGUCGCGCUGGGCGCAGGUCUCAGUUCCGUUUGGGGCGUUGCUCGCGCUGGCGCACUCUGGGCCGGUCAUGCCAUCGAUCCCGAGACGUACGCAUCCCCUCAGUACAACCAAGCCCGUCUGGACCAACGCGACGCGCGCGACCUUCGCACCAAAGAAGCCGGCGUGCACGUCACCGCCGCAAUCAUUGACGAUCUCGACCAGCAAAUCCACGCCAUGCGUCGCGACAAGUCGCCAUAGCAGCUUGCCUCUUCUUUGUUUUUGGUCUUGAAGAAGUUUGUACUGUAACAAGCAUCAAACAAUCAAGUUAGUCGUUGUCUACGUUCAUUGAUCG
Messenger RNA from Capsaspora owczarzaki ATCC 30864, 901 nucleotides. RefSeq lists its product as hypothetical. Gene Ontology annotation, cellular component: mitochondrion. Bases 76 to 807 code for a protein of 243 amino acids. The transcript is spliced from 4 exons. The record is from RefSeq and is a predicted model, not a curated record. Lineage: Eukaryota; Filasterea; Ministeriida; Capsasporidae.